Molecule: messenger RNA, 678 nt
Organism: Hyaena hyaena (striped hyena)
Lineage: Eukaryota; Metazoa; Chordata; Mammalia; Carnivora; Hyaenidae
Gene: KLRB1
Product: killer cell lectin like receptor B1
Exons: 6
Coding region: 1-678 (225 amino acids)
Source: RefSeq, a predicted model, not a curated record
AUGGACAGACAAGUGAUAUACGCUGAUUUAAACUUAUCCAGGGGUUCUUGCCUGGAAAAGUCAUCACCCCCUUCUCUUCCUCGGGACAUCUGUCAAGGUCCACCUUGGCAUCAAUGUGCUCUGAAACUUGCUUGUGCUGGGAUGAGUCUUCUUGCCUUGACUGUGGUUGGGUUGAGUAUUUCAGUGAUACUCGUAAGACAAAACUUAUCAGUAGAAGAAAGUGGUGAGGAAGUUCAAGAGAACAGGAAUGAAACAACAGGUAAACCAGAUCUGUUAAAGUGCUCAAAACAAUGGCUACUAUUCCAAGAAAAAUGCUUGUUUUUUUCUCAGGCUUCCAACACUUGGAACUACAGUCUAGGUGACUGUUCCACAAAAGAAUCCAGUUUGCUGCUUCUUCAAGAUGCAGAAGAAUUGGAACAUGUACAAGGACUGAUAGAUAAAAAAGAAUUUCUAUUUUGGAUUGGAUUAAAUUUAACAUUAUCUGAGACUAAAUGGCAGUGGAUAAAUGGCUCAUUUUUAAAUCCAACCGCAUUCCGUAUUGUUGGUUAUACAGAAAAAAACAGCUGUGUUUAUAUCUCACAGACCGGAAUUUUUUCUGAGAACUGUGACACAGACAAUAAAUGGAUCUGCCAAAAGGAACUAAAGCCUGUCAGAAAUAAAGUAUGUUCAGGCUCUUGA